Molecule: messenger RNA, 2216 nt
Organism: Eurytemora carolleeae
Lineage: Eukaryota; Metazoa; Arthropoda; Copepoda; Calanoida; Temoridae
Product: methylmalonic aciduria type A protein, mitochondrial
Exons: 10
Coding region: 53-1195 (380 amino acids)
Cellular component (GO): cytoplasm
Molecular function (GO): GTPase activity; GTP binding
Source: RefSeq, a predicted model, not a curated record
AACUACAAAAUGUUUAGUUUAUAAAUUUCUGAAAACAAACAUUUGACGAGAGAUGAGCAGAAGAGGAAUAAUAAUGUUUACAUCCUGCAACUACAGAAUGCAAUUGCGUAAUUUUCGAAGCUUCGCCAUGCUGAUGCAGUUCUCGACGAAUUCACCUAGCGUGGAGAAACUGACAAUGUCUGAGGCGACUGCCGAGCUGUUUUCUGGACUGAAAAAGGGGGAAAGAGCGAGUUUAGCGAGAGCAAUCACUCUUGUCGAGUCAACUAAUAUGAAGAAAAGCGUUGAAGCUCGAGCCCUGGUUCAGGAGGUUACUCAGUACUGCCGACAUGAGGCCCAGCUGCGGGGGGAACCCGCAAUUUCUUUCAGAAUAGGAUUGUCUGGGCCUCCUGGGGCGGGGAAGAGCACGUUUAUAGAGACUAUCGGGAAGAAGUUAACCAGCGAGGGGAAUAAGGUUGCUGUCCUAGCCGUAGAUCCUUCCAGCGGUACAACUGGUGGUUCUUUGCUUGGAGAUAAAACAAGGAUGCCAGAGCUUACUGUAGACCCUAGAGCUUACAUUAGACCUAGUCCUGCUCGCGGUCAUUUAGGUGGUGUGACCAGAACAACAAAUGAAGCUAUUCUUCUGUGUGAAGCUGCAGGGUUCAAUAUUAUAAUAGUUGAAACUGUUGGUGUUGGACAGAGUGAAUACAUGGUUUCCAAUAUGGUGGACAUGUUGUGCCUGCUGCUUCCCCCUGCCGGGGGUGAUGAACUUCAAGGAAUUAAACGCGGUAUUGUUGAGCAGAGCGACCUCCUAGUUGUAACAAAAUGUGAUGGUGACCUAGUGCCUGCUGCCCGCAGGAUGGCGAUGGAGUACACGUCGGCUCUUAAAUUUAUGCGUCCAAGGAGUCCGGUUUGGAGACCUAAAGUUAAGAUGGUCUCGGCUCGAACAUUAGUGGGUGUUCAGGAGGUCUGGGACACGAUGCAGAAAUAUAAUAAAAUUCUUAUCGAGUCCGGGGAGCUGAGGCGACUUCGGAGUAACCAGCAUAAAUUAUGGAUGUGGAGCUAUGUAGAGGAACGUCUACUCACCCUGGUUCAUUCGAGCCGCAGCGUUGCACUGAAAGCGCGUGCGUUAGAGGCUGCUGUGCUGGCCGGCCAACUCCCGCCGGGAACUGCGGCUGAUUCUCUUAUUGACGCUUUUCUUCAUAAACUUAAAAGUUAAUUUUGGAGUUUUUAAAGAAUUUUUGUUAGACAAGAGACAAACUUGUUUUGUUUUAAUCAAUUUAGUAAGGUCGUCGUCGAAUCUAUCAAUACAAUGAAGAUUUUGAUUUCGACCAAUCUUUCAAACAACAAUGACAUAAGACGAGUAAACAAAGCGAAGUUUUCGAUUAACAGCUUCUCUAUAGUUAACACGCAAACUUGAAAUUCGAAAAAUGCUUGUCAGGGAUCAAAACAUUAUUUAUAGAAGUCGUUUUCAUUGUAUUGAUGUACAAGCUAACCACUGUACGGGUAUCUGAAUAUAGUGGCGAUCUAGAGGAUCUAUGACGGAGUCCUUCACAGAUUUUUUUUAUGGAAUAGUUCUUUUUAAUUGUUUGGGACUUGGGAGGAUGGGUUUACUAGUGUAUUUUGCCUGUUACAACCAUUGGCGAAGUUCUCUCACAAUGAGAAUAUUUCAUGCAACAAUCAAGUAAAGGGUUCCAUAAAGGAUGAGACUUAAAAGGAAUUGUUCAAGUUCUUUCCAUAAACCCAUGCUUCCCUAUACAUUCAAUAACUAGUUUUAUCUGUACCAUUAAAAGAUUAUUUAUGACCGAAGACCAUAUAUAGCUUUUAUUUUCUUAUAUUAAAAGAGUUAGGGGUCGUCUUUUUAGUCGCAUUCUUUGUGGGUUACCCUUUAUUUAAUCUAUAAACUUGGUUUUAUGUUAGUCAUAAAAAUAAAAGGUGGUGCUACGUAAUGUGAUAGUUUUAGAUAAUAUUUAUUAUUUGUCUAGAUUUGUUUUAUAUGUUUACCCAUAGCUAUCAAUACUGUCACCUGCUCGGUAAUCAAUACAGAAACAGGGGGCGUAUACAGGGGGGGGGGCAAGCACCAGCAUUCUUUAUGAGUCUAUGAUGGUACACUGCCCCCCCACCCCCCUCCCUUUACGCCCUUGUUCAGAGAACGGAAGAAAUUAACUUUACCAAAUUAUAAGAGUAAAUACAAAAAAAAUAUUCUGAAUAAAUGUAUUGACGGAUUAUAUAUUUUCAGA